ACCAUUACAGCUGUGAUGAUGAAACAGUAAAGAAGAACCGCCUCUAAGUCAAAAAGUGCACCCAGAGAUAAGAUUCAUUUUCAAUGCCCUUGCAGCUGCUCCUGAUGGCACGGCCACUGCACUUCUCACAUCUGCCGUGUGCCUGUCACUGAGCUAGGUGCUGGGGCUGCAGCCAAACGCACAGAGACGAUGGAUCUGGUCCCGGCCCUCUGCUACUGAGCAUGGUCAUUGGAAACAAGAGGAUUGCCAGAGGCAGGAUGCGAUAUCAUGGCGCCUGCAUUACUCAUUCUGUUGUGGGCUACGGUGAUACCAAGAGCAGACUUACUUCCUGAUAAAAAAUCUUUACUUCUCCCACCUACCAACUUCACCAUCAAAGUUAUUGGUCUAGCCCAAGUUCUUUUACACUGGGAACCAAAUCCUGAUCAAGAGCCAAAGAAUGUCGAGCUAGGCUAUCGCGUGAGAAUAAAUGUUCCGCAAGAAGAAGAUUAUGAAACCAGAAACACUGAAAGCAAACGCGUAACCGUUCUUCAUCAAGGCUUUUCAGCAAGUGUGCAGACCAUCCCAUGGAAUGGCCACUCCCUCCUGGCAAGCGACUGGGUUUCUGCUGAGCUUAAAGCCCCACCGGGGUCUCCUGGAACCUCGAUUGUGAAUUUAACGUGUACUACGAACACCACGUUAAAUAACUAUAAUCCCUUAAGGCCAUUCCAAGUUUCUCUUUACUGUACCUGGCUGGUUGGCAAGGAAGCCCCUGAGGAUACGCACUAUUCCCUCUACUAUAGGUUUGGCUCCUCAACCGAAGAAUGCCAGGAGUAUAAGAAAGAUACACUGAAGAGAAAUAUUGCAUGCUGGUUUCCGAGGACUUUUAUCAGUAGCAGAGGGAGUGACUGGCUGGCAGUGCAUGCUAAUGGCUCCAGCAAGCGUGCUACAAUCAAGCCUUUUGAUCAGCUAUUUGCUCUGCAUGCAAUUGAUCGAAUUAAUCCUCCAGUGAAUGUCACAGCAGAGAUUGAAGGAACCUGUCUUUCUAUUCAGUGGGAGAAACCCAUUUCUGCCUUUCCAGUUCACUGCUUUGAAUAUGAAGUGAAAAUUUACAACACAAGGAAAAAUUAUUUUCAGACAGAAAAAAUGACAACGAAUACAUUCAUCUCGAUAAUUGAUGAUAUUUCUAAGUAUUCCAUUCAAGUGAGAGCAGCAGUGAGUUCCGUGUGCAGACAGAUGGGGUUUUGGAGUGAGUGGAGCCAACCUAUAUAUGUGGGACAUGAUGAUCAGAAGCUCUCCACAGAAUGGUUUCUAGUUGUGCUUAUGGCAACCAUCUGCUUCCUCGUGUUAAUUUUCACCCUCAUCUGUAAAAUAGGUCACUUAUGGACCAAGUUGUUUCCACCGGUUCCGGCACCAAAAAACAGUAUUAAGGAUUUCUUUGAAAUCGUCAGCCCUGAGAAAACAGUUUCCAGUGAAACAGAAAUUGAAGUCAUAAGUUAUGUGGAAGAACCUGGACUUGAGACCCUGGAAGAUUCCGUGUUUUGAUUGGCACUGGAACGUUCUCAAAAGUGAACUCACACUCACAUGCCUCAGUGAUAAGAAGAACGGGAACUGUUGUUUCCUGGCAAAGAAGAGUUCCGAAUUUACUGAACGCUCAGUUUAGCUGCAAGGCAAUGCAGCCAGACAGAUCUCUUGAAAGCGUGGAUGCCUCCUCAAAAACUCCUUGCUCGCUCAGUGUGAUUGCUCAACCUGACCAUUCUGCCAGGUCUUUCCUUCCCCCUCUGCAGGGCACCUACUCCUCCCUUGCCAAUCUUUGCGAUUUACAUUACUUACCUCAAACUUCUGUGCAAGACACAGUUUUUAAGGCCGACGUCAACUGGCAGGGAAGGUUGUAGAGCUGAAGCUACCAAUGGUAAUACUCAACUGAAAUAUCCACAAGGAAGCACUCUGCCCCAGCCUGGAGUUCAUUACGAGCGCAGAGUCAAGGCUGUCUUUCCUAGAGCAAGUGGGACCCGUGGUGUUUUGUUUUGUUUUGUUUUUUUCCCCCCUGAGUUCUAGAAUACUUUUUCUUUCAAGUAGUGUGUGUGGGGUGGGGGACCAUCUACAGAUAUGAUUGAGGAAGCACGAUUUGAGGCAAACUCAUUAAAAAACGAAGAGCUAACAUAUCACUCCAUACCAAAGCAAAGAA
Ailuropoda melanoleuca (giant panda) is the source of this 2164-nucleotide messenger RNA. RefSeq names its product interleukin 5 receptor subunit alpha (gene IL5RA). Bases 268 to 1521 code for a protein of 417 amino acids. Gene Ontology annotation, cellular component: membrane; external side of plasma membrane. The record is from RefSeq and is a predicted model, not a curated record. Lineage: Eukaryota; Metazoa; Chordata; Mammalia; Carnivora; Ursidae. Gene Ontology annotation, molecular function: cytokine receptor activity; protein binding. The transcript has 12 exons. Gene Ontology annotation, biological process: cytokine-mediated signaling pathway.